Parasteatoda tepidariorum (common house spider) is the source of this 6905-nucleotide messenger RNA. Its product is annotated as transcription factor AP-2. Gene Ontology annotation, molecular function: DNA-binding transcription factor activity, RNA polymerase II-specific; RNA polymerase II transcription regulatory region sequence-specific DNA binding. The record is from RefSeq and is a predicted model, not a curated record. Gene Ontology annotation, cellular component: nucleus. Gene Ontology annotation, biological process: anatomical structure development; regulation of transcription by RNA polymerase II; regulation of cell population proliferation. NCBI's taxonomy places the organism in Eukaryota, Metazoa, Arthropoda, Arachnida, Araneae, Theridiidae.
AAGGCAAGGAAGCAUAGGUAUUGGGUGAAUCUCGGCGGAGGUGAGUUCAACGUAGCUUGACGCGUUUUUCGUCCUAAAAACUCAGCUCAAGCUCUUCAGAAGCCUCCAGGCAGAUGCAGGCCGCUUCAGCUUAGGGAGCCUACAAGUUUUAUAGGCAGACGAUUUUUUUAAUGUUUAACCGUGAUUUAUUUAUUUAUUCGAAGUUAGAUGGAACAAUGUGUUAUCGGCAUGGACAGACUUACAUAGGCAACUUAUUCUAUUGACGCUUUUUAAUACUGGAAUCAUAAAACUGAUUCUUCAAUUCAUUCAGUUUCCAUGUUGAUAAAUUUUUUCAUUCGUGAACUUUGACUUCGUGAAAAUAUUAUUUUUAGGUAAGAUUUUCUGCAGUGAUUUUAUUUCCGAGUCGUGGCAUUGAAAAAAGUGGACAUUUACGAAGAUUCCCAUGAAUAAAAAUACAGAAAAAUUUUUGGUCUCGGAUAAGAUCGAUUGAGAAAAUGACAGUUUUAAUGAAUUAGAUGUAUCUUGGAAUAAGAUUAGAAGAACUGAGAUGAUAAUUCCUGCAAUUUUACUAAAUUGAGAAAGUUAUACAAUAUGAUAAGAUGAAUUAAAAAGUACUUUUUGCUGAAUUUGGCCUGCCCGAUAUCUCAAAUCGUUUAGCAGCAAAGAAAUUAUAAAGUUUUGUUUCGAAGAAAUCAACAGCAGCAAUUGUAACAAACGCUCAUCAUAAUUCAAUACAAAUAACAAAGUAAACACUCUCCGCCGAGAAACAACUGUAAAAAAAACCCGUUUUUUCUUUUCGUCUCCAUCCCGUACUGAAGAAGUUGUGGACGGGAAUCUUCCGAAGGAAUCACCAUUCAUACAUUGGCCAAAGAUCACAGAAGCAGACUUGAAAAAUCCGCGCUUCAUGCUUCGAUCUAUUUGACUUAAUAUUGUGGGGUUUUUUGAUCUGCCUUCAAGUUGGCCGACGUGCAAGUGUUGCCCGAAGUCGGGGUGGGGGAACCCCCUCGGGAAACGUGGGAGAUGUUGAUGGCACAGUUGCAACAUCAAUCGGACAUUGUGUCAUCAAGGAAGGGACUAAAAGGACCCCCGGCAGAAGGAGAAGGGAUGUCACCUUUUUCGCCUACCCAGGCUAUUGCUCCAAAAACGGGAAUCGCCCGUUCGCAGUUUUCUCUGCCAUACGAGUCCGAGGAGCGACGUGAUUUGGUAAGCGGCCAUGCGGCAAGCCUUGGUCCGAUUACCAGCAUCGGCUCUGUGGGCUCAACAGCUACUUUCAGCAGCACACCUCGCCUAACGCACACACCGACAUCUGCUGAUUUUCAACCUCCCUAUUUCCCACCUCCAUACAACCUACCUCAACAACAGUUGGACUUUCACCAUGCUGCGCAUGCGGUCAAUCCGGCUGACCCAUAUGGACACUUAAACAGUCUCGCAGCCCAACAUCCCCAACACCAAUACCAUCAACUGCAUCCACCAACGCAAAGAUCACAUAAUGUUCGACGUGACGAUGACCCAUUGCAUCCUUUGCAAACGGGGAUGCAUCCUGGCCUCUCUGCCACGUACGCGGAUUCUGUCCGAAGUAGGGGCGAUCCAACGUAUGCGGCUGUACGAAGGCCGGACGUUCUGGUGCAUGGAGGACACCAUGGUCUUAGUGAACAAGACUUGCUCAAUCUUCACAACGCCACCUUACCAUCCAUAGAUGACGGACAAGGUGGCAGCGUCGAAGAUGCAAAUAGUCUUUUUCCUGGGGAUCAUAAUAGUGUCAUAAGAAAAGGCAUCAAACCAAGGAACAGUGACAAUCAUAAAGAAAUGGUCAUCACAGGAGUGACGUCACCUGGAGAUGUGUUCUGUUCCGUGCCUGGACGACUCUCCCUCCUCAGUUCGACAUCCAAAUACAAAGUAACCGUGGGGGAAGUGCAAAGGAGACUAUCACCACCUGAAUGUCUCAACGCGUCCUUGCUAGGAGGUGUCCUUAGGAGAGCUAAAUCUAAAAACGGAGGACGUUCUCUUCGAGAAAAACUAGAAAAAAUUGGUCUAAAUUUACCUGCUGGCAGGCGAAAAGCUGCAAACGUAACCCUUCUCACGUCUUUGGUAGAAGGUGAAGCAAUUCAUUUAGCCAGGGAUUUCGGCUAUGUUUGUGAAACGGAAUUUCCUUCUCGCCAAGUUGGUGAAUAUCUAUGUAGAAAUCACAGUGACCCCAGUGACCUUUACAGAAGAAAAGAACUAAUCCUAGCAACCAAACAAAUCAUGAAAGAAUUUGUGGACUUACUAAACCAAGACCGUUCUCCACUAUGUAAUACAAGGCAUCAAGCAAUCCUCGAACCCAACAUCCAACGCCACCUGACGCACUUUUCCCUAAUUACGCACGGCUUCGGCAGCCCAGCGAUAGUUGCCGCGCUGACCGCUGUCCAGAACUUUAUGAACGAGUCCUUGAAGUACCUCGAAAAACAACUGAACGCGUACCAGAAUUCUGGUGGGACACACGUUUCCGGUGUUGACACAAAAAAGGAAGACCCAAAAAAGUGAGCUUGAUGGUAAACACCACGACAAAAAACACUUAAAAAAAGUCUUCAACUAGUCUGCUGAGAAGACUUUGCGAACGAGAAGGGACACGCAACACCGGUGGACAUUUCCACCUGCCGUCCCAGAAAUGUUUAUGUAAAUUAAGAAUAUUCUUGUAAAUAUAAAAGAACAGUUAUAGAAACAUUUUUUCCAUUAUGGUACAAAUUAGAAAUUAUCGAUUAGGUAAUCCUGUUGACCAGGAUCACAGACAAGACCUCAGAGGAAUAAAAAUAGGUAAUGAUCACAGAUAAGACCUCGGAGGAGAUGAAAUAGCUGAUGAUCACAGACAAGACCUCAGAGGAAUAAAAAUAGCUGAUGAUCACAGACAAGACCUCGGAGGAGAUGAAAUAGCUGAUGAUCACAGACAAAUUCUCAGAGGAAAGAGGGUUAAAAUAUCUGUUGCCAAACUUGCAUUAUGGAAGGCUAAUGCUUUGUUCCAUGAACAAAUAAAAUGUGGCCAAAUAUCAUAAAAUUAACUGCCUAAAAUGGUGGUUCUGCUCACGGAUUGCCAGUAGUGGUGGCAAGUUUUGUUUUAAAACUUCUUUCUUUUUAGUUUUAUUAAGAAGAUUUUAUAGAUUGUAAAUGAAAUAAUUUGUUUUUAUUUUUAUACUUUGUCGUGAAUAUUAGUUGUAAUUUAAAAAUUGCUUUAUAUUUGAAAGUUUGAUCGUUGUGUUUCAAAAAUGAAAGUUUAUUUUUUGAUGACAGCAGUUUAGCAAUACUACGAUAAAAAUAAAAUAGUGUGGAAUUCUUGCGUAUUUAGGCAAAAUAAUUUUUCCUUACAAUUUUUUAAGUCAUUCAAGUUUCAGAGUAUUAUUUCUUUAAAUUUCUAUUAAUUAAUAAUCAUCUUUGCUUCAUACUGCCUAGAUUUUAGUGCUUUAUACCCAAACUAGGUAUUGUAUUAUUUAGUCCUAAAGCCACAAAUAUGUUUUGAAAUUUUAAUUCGUAAAAGGCUUCUUUUACUGCACAUGUAUUCUAUUUUGAACAAAAAUGAUUUAAAACAUAUCAAAUAAUAUAAAUAAAAGUUUCUGAAAAAGCUAUUUGCAAUAAGGAAUUAUUAAUUUAUGCCAGCUAUAAAACAAUGAAGUCUAAUACCAGCUAUUCGGAAACUAUAUUAAUUAGUUAGAAAACUAAUUUUCCUUUCCUCUAUAGAUUAAUUUCUUUAAGAAAGUUUUUCUAAAAAUAAGAGUUUUGACAAUUUUAGGAAAUGUUAAUUUAAAAUGUCAAGAAAAUUUGCUGCAACCUGAAUAGGAAUAGCAAAUUGAGCUCUAUUAUCAUACAAAUUUGCAACAACCUUAAUAUGUUGCCCAGAUUUACAAAUUUGUUGCAACUUUAAUAUAAUGUAAAGUUAAACCAUGUUAUGCAAAAUUGCUACAACCUUAAUAUGGUACCAAGUCGAAUCAUGUUACAAAUGCAAAUUUAUUGCAACUGUAAUGUGGUUGUUAAUUGAACUAUAUUGUUUCGAAUAUUUGCUGCAACCUUACUAUGCUGCAAUAUUAACCAUAUUAAUAUUUGCAUAUUAUCGUGCAACUUCAACAGCUUCAGAAUUAAAUCAACUAGAACGAAAACAUGGUUUGAUUUUGGCAUCUUAUUACGGUUGCAAAAAAAUUGCACGAUAAUAAGAUUCAACCUAUCGCUAUUUUAUUUAACUGAUAUUUUUGAAAGCGAAUCACAAAUAUGUAUUUAAACUUUAAAUUGCAAAACAGUUUUAUUUGCAAAAAAGUGUUGUUUUUUUGACAUUUGUGUUAAUAAUUCCCUGUUUUGAAUUUUAUAAUUUAUAAAAAUAGACAGAUGAAUUGUUCAAAAAAUCAAUUUUAACAAUGAAUUUCUUCUCUCGUUUCAUAUAAUUUGCAAAAAAAUAGUAUCUAUUUGAUAAAAAAAAUAACUAAAAAAAGUCUGAACAAUUGAUAAGUCCUUAUUGACGAGUUACACAAACUUUGCUGUUAUGGAAUUAUUUUUUUAAAAUUAUUUCCGAAAAUUCUAAAUACCAUCUUUAGUUAACAUCCUGUGUUCAAUGACUUUAAUAGUAUUUACAUUUUUUCAAUCAUGCAAAUUUUUAAAAUAAAUACAUGAAAUAUUAUUGACAAAGUUAAAUAAUAUAUUUUAUCAGAUAACUGAUAAUGAAAGCAAACUACAAGCAUUAGUUUAAAGACAUAUAAAAUGGCAAGUUACAAAUUACGUAGGGGACUAUUUAGAUAUUUAUAAGCCUAAAUUUUUGAAAUACACAAACUUUGCUGUUCUUAACUUUUUUUUAAAUGGCUGAUAAUAUUCACAAUUUUGCAAUCAUAGAAAUUAGAAGGAAAAAAAACGUUAAAUAUUAUAACAACAUUUAAAUAAUAUAUUUUAUCAGAUAACUGAUAAUAAAAACAAACUACAAGCAUAACAAACUACAAAAACAAGCUACAAGCAUAAGACACAUAGAGUUACAGGGUGCAACUACGCCGAUGGCUAUUUUAGACUAAGCAUAUUCGGGGACUAAUUACGUUUCGAAUUUUUUUUCUUCAAAAAUAGCACAUGUGAUAUUCUUAAGCUCGCGAAAUUCCUUAAAACAAAUUUAAAUAAAAAAAAUUUCCUGGAAAGCUGGUUUUAAAUAUAUAUGUUUAUCAUAACUCAAGGAUGUGUACAUUUUAUUUAACCGCACAAAUUCUUCAGUUCCGUUGAAACUUGUUCAUAAUUAUGAUUUCUUUCUUCAAAUAAAUUAUGCUUUAAAUAUAAUAUGGUUUUCACAGCUAUUACAACAAAAUAUUAUUACAAACUUUUCAAGUUAAAGAAAAAAUAUCUUCACUGACGCAAAACCUUUUUUCUAAUUUUAUUUAUUUUCAUACUGUUAUCUUUGGAAAAUUAUUUCUAGUUCUUAUCGAUAUUUUUAAUCAAGUGGUAAAAAUUUCAGGUCGAGGCAGUAAUAAGAAAUAAUUUUUUUAAAAAAACGCCCCUUUUGCUUUUUAUUAUUCAAGAAAUUUUCUAUUGCGUUUCAUUGGAAACCCUGUUAUUAUUUUUUUUACUUAACUGUAUGCAAAAUAUUUCUUCAAAUUUUUAAAAUUCCAUACAGUAAGAUAUACAGGAUCAAACAGUAUACGACUUAGGUAAUAGAAACUAGUUGACAUCAAGCAAAUUUUUAGAUUUUGAAAAAGAAGAAAAAUUCAUUUCCUACACAUAAGUUAAUGACUUUAAUAGAAAAUUAAUUACAAGGCUAAUAAUUUUUCGCUAAGUUUUUUUCCAUCAUCCAAUGAAUUUUAAAUUUCCUCUUUGUAUCCUUAGAAUAUAUUAGUAAAACGUUAAGUUUGCAUGGAGGUUUUAAGCAACAUUUUAUUGAAAUAGCUUUAAAGUUCAUGCGUUCACAACAAAAAAAUUUUGUUGUUCUUUUUUCAUUUUUAAUUCAAAAGUUGCAAUUUGGGAAAUUUAUAAAUCUCUAAUACUCAUUUAAACUGUCAUAGCAUUUGCACUCUAUACGCUAUAAUUAGCAGCCAAAAUAACUUUCUAAAGGUAACUCUUUGAUGUCUGUUUGCUGCCAAAUUUACUUGGCGCUUUCUUCCACUCCAAAAACAAUAAAAAAUUGCCACUUAAGACUUUCUUCUGAUCUAAAAACAAUAAAAGAAAUUGUCUAUUAGAACCGUCUUCCAUUCCAAAAACAAACAAAAAAUUCUCUCUGGCAACCUUUUUCCAUUCACAUCUGUAAAAAUUAGAAAAUUGACAAAAUAAAUUAAUGCUUUAUCGUUAACUGAGAUCUUUUUUAGAAAAAUAUUAAUUUUUUCAAAUAUGUCACACAGAAUCUAAGUUCACUAAGUUCUUCGUUUUUGUUGAAAUCGUAUUUAUUCAGAUUUUCUAUUCCUUAUUCCAUGAUUCUCAACUUUAUUCAAGCUUUCCAGAAAUGUGAAAAGCCAUAUCUUCUUGAAAAGGGUGGUUGAAUUGUAUUCAUAGAGAAAUAACUUAAGUACGAGAGUGAUUUUAGAAUUACGCUAUUUUAAUAUUUCACACUGAAACUUUGAUAAUUUGUUUUUAUUUGUUCCACUAGAUUUCUAAAAAAAAUUGAAUUGUAGAAAGUGUACAGUCAGAUGCAUUAUUAUGAAACGUUUUCAUUGUUUUGGGUGCUGUAAAUUGUAUUUCGGUUAUUUAUUAUUAAAAAUAAUUGUAACUUUGUUUGGUAACAUUGUGUUUUUAUUUAUUUACUAAUCUGAUCAAAAUGCUCAAAUCAAAAUGUAUUUAUGUUCCUGUACGUUGAAUCAUUUAAUUUUUUAUGUUUAUUUAUACAUUAUGUAUUUCACGCUAAAGUUAUUGCAUUUGUCAUAAAUAAGCAUUUUUUUUUUCGAUUGGAAAAUAUACAAAAAUGUAAAAUAAAGAUUUUGUUUUUA